Messenger RNA from Medioppia subpectinata, 976 nucleotides. Lineage: Eukaryota; Metazoa; Arthropoda; Arachnida; Sarcoptiformes; Oppiidae. The record is from the annotation of a GenBank genome assembly.
AUCUCAGAAGGGAAGGCAAACACCCGAUGGAGAUUUCACCGGAAGUCUAACAAACAUGUCGUCCACAAAGUCCGGACAAAUUUAUUUCCGCGUUGAGACACCAAACAAUCCGACCAUUCAUAAGAAUGCGAGCCAUUACUCAAGUUUCAAAGGCUUUUUGAACGCACCGCCGGUUUCUCUAUACCGUACUCUCUCAGUGCCCGCGCAUAUAAUGCACGGCUCCCACAGCGCGGCCAACAGAUCAAGCGAUGCGAUGAGCGAUCGGUCCAAUGAGUUGGCGAUCGAGAGAAGAAAAAUACUUAUACAACAAAAACUAAAUGAGGGAACCUUUGGUCAGAUAUAUAGCGGACUCCUUGUGGCCGACUUUAACGACAUGAGCGCUGAGUCCAAGAUUAUGAUUAAGACAGUCUCAGACCAGGCGUCGAGAGUACAGAUUUCACUCAUUAUGACCGAAGGAAUGCGGUUUUAUUCGCUAAAACACCGCAACCUUCUCAGCAUAAUCGGCACGUGUACUGAUGACCCCAAACGGCCGCUCCUUAUCUAUCCUCAUAUGAAUAGUGGAAAUCUUAAACUUUUUCUCCAGAAAUCGAGUUCUCAUAAGUAUCCAAAUGACGGACAAAUUCAAACAUUUUUGACUCAGGAUUUGGUCCAAAUGGCCGUUCAAAUCGCAUCAGCUAUUAUUUAUUUACACAAACGGCGUCUAAUUCAUCGAGAUUUGGCAACAAGAAACUGUUUCGUCCAAACUUUAGAUCAAAAUUCAUUUCUAGUCAAAGUAUCGGAUAACGCGCUCUCGAGGGAUUUAUUUCCAAACGAUUACCAUUGUUUGGGAGACAAUGAGAACCGACCGCUCAAAUGGUUAGCGUUAGAAAGUCUGGUGAAGAAAGAGUUCACACAAUUCAGUGAUGUGUGGAGUUUUGGUGUAACACUUUGGGAACUCAUGACAUUAGGACAACAGCCGUACUUCGAAGUCGAUCCC